UGAGCUAAUUUCCCGCCCCUUCUCACUCAGCCUUUAAGCUACAGAUAUCAGUGUAUCCCUUUUGAUCAUUACAUCUAGGGUUUACAAAAUUGAAGAAGAUGAAACGGAUUCGCAAGCAGAAGAAGACUGAAAUUCCGAAGCUGAUUUUAGAGGAGAUAGUCGGUUUCACAACUGAGAAUGCGAAUGGACUGGCUUCUGGAGUUUCGAAUUCGAAAUGUGUGUAUAUUGCAGGCUGUGUUGCGGUGGUUUAUGACGUCUAUUCAUCCACGCAGUCGCAUUUAGUUGUGUCCAAUCGAUUGCCGAAGCCGUUGAGCUGUGUUGCGGUUUCGUGUGACGGACUUUUUAUUGCUGCUGGAGAGUCAGGACCUCAUCCUGCUGUAGUGAUAUGGGAAGCAGCAAGUUUGGCCAUGAAAUACGAAUUGAAGAGUCAUCAACACGGCAUAGCAUGCAUUGCCUUUUCACCUGAUGGCAAACACCUUGCUUCUGUUGGAUAUCCUCAUGAUGGAUAUAUUUGCCUCUGGGAUUUUCAAAAUCAGACUUUAAUUACAAAAUGCAAGGGGUGCACACCAAGUUCCGCAAUUGCAUCUGUUAGCUUCUCAUCAGAUGGAAGAUUCUUUAGCACCGCAGGAAAGAAGCACCUGAAGUUCUGGAAAUUGGGAUUUUCUACCAGAUCUCGUAUGAUAGGUAGAACAGCAUCAGGUGCAAUUGGAAAACAAGCUAAUCUUGGUCAUUAUAAAGGAUGCUCUUUCAUAGCUGUUGCGUCUCCUAUGUGGAGUCAGAGUAGUCUCCUUGAUCAUAUUCAAACUGGUGAAGAUUCGCAUGUUUAUGCACUGACAGAUGCAGGGGUUUUGUGCCAUCUUAACUCAGAGAUGACUAUUGCAAAUUCUGUUGAAUUACAGGUUGAGAAAGGCUUUGGACUAUCUGUAUCCAGAAAGUUGGUUGCUUGCGCAUGCAAUAAUGGACAAGUCAAACUUCUUUUUGCGAACUCUCUUGCAUAUGCUGGAAGCUUAUGCUAUCCUGAAACCAGACACAGUAAAGGAAGUGUUGCAGACUGCCAUGUAGUGAUUGGAAAAAAUGGACAUGAGCAGUUGCAGAGUCUACCUAAUGCAAUUGCUUGUCAAUUUUCAACAUUGCAAAAACUUGUUGUGAUAUAUGAUGACCACAGCCUUUUCAUAUGGGAUGUUCAGGAUGUUGACAAGGCCAGCAGGUGCUCUGUGCUAGUUUCACAUAGUGCUUGCAUAUGGAACAUCAAGAAUUUCUCAUGCGAACACAUGCAUGACCCCUCCAAAGCAUGCGUUGCUAAAGGAUGUUCUGGUGGAGUUUCCUUUGCAACAUGCUCUGCUGAUGGCAGUAUCAGGUUGUGGGAUCUUGAACUACAAUCUAGUAGCUUGCCUCUUCCAACAGAAGACAAAUCUAUGAGUACCCUUUCAGCAGGUUCUACGCAUUUAGAGAGGACUGGUGUUUUUGAACGUGAUUCUCUGGUAUCAGGCUUUGCCUCUACUGGUUAUCGUUCAAUGGCAGUCAGUUCAGAUGGAAUGUAUCUAGGAGCUGGUGAUUUCCUUGGAAACCUUCAUUUAUUCAAUCUACACACAACUGAUUAUAUGUGCAUCCAGGGUGCUCAUGAUGGCGAAAUUCUAUCACUGAGUUUCAGUUCGCAAAGCAUUGAUGCUCCUGCUGAUACAUUUCCACACAGCCAUUAUGUUCUUGCCUCAGGGGGAAAGGAUGGCAUGAUUCAUCUCUAUGAUGUUCAAAGGAACUUUGACCUCAUCGGAAGUUUUCGUGAUCAUUCUGCUCCUGUGACCUGCGUCAAAUGUGCUUGCAGUGGCACUAAGAUUAUAAGUUGUAACGCGGAUAGGUCUCUGGUUUUUUGUGAUGUUUCUAUGAUCGAUUCAGCAUACAAAAUAUCUUGCUAUCAUAGAGUCUUACCGGGAGUUGUAUAUGACAUGGCAGUUGAUGGUUCCACUGAGAUUGCUGUCACUGUGGGGCAGGAUAAGAAGAUUAACACAUUCAGCAUUCCUUCUGGGAAGUUAAUCAGGUCAUUUAAGCAUAUUGGAGGGGAUCCUGUAAAGGUAUCUGUGGAUCCCAGCUCUAGUUAUCUGGUUUGCUCAGACUCUUUUAAGAUUCUCUGCUUAUAUGACAUUAUGGCUGGGGAUAUGGUCGCACAAGCAGUGGGGCAUGGUGAUGUUAUAACUGGUGUCAUCUUUUUACCUGACUGCAAGCAUCUCGUUUCUGUAAGUAGUGAUGGUUGUAUCUUUGUUUGGAAAGUCCCUGGUUAUUUAUCAUUAAGGAUGCUGAGGAAAAUUAAGGAAAAUGCUUGUCCGCUAUCCCCAGAAAAAUUUGCUGCUCCGGAAACUUCAGGUCAAAUCAAACUUCAUGUGGUUAAUCAUCAUCAACCAGAAGGCAUAUCUAUGACCCCAAAACUCUUCCAAGUAAAUCAGAGAGUACUCUGUCGAGAAAUGAGUUCACCAGCGACAGCAUUUAAAUUCAGUAUUUCAAGACUCCCAAAGUGGGCACAAGCUAAAGUUACUAACCUUCAUUCCUUGAUGACUGACCCUAAUUCUUCAUCCUCCAAGACUGGAAAAACUGGAUCAACCGGUACGCAGAGACCAGCUUGUGAAACUGUCCAUGUGUAUGAAGAGGCACUACAUAAUUUGGAUGCUGCUGCUGAGAAAGCAAUGCAGUUAUUUUCUAAAUUAGCAAAUCAGCAUGCGAGAAUAGAGAAAUCAAGGGAGCAUGAAAAUCAGUUAUUGGCCAAGGCAGCAGAAAUGCUUGUGCCAAUAGCAAAUAAAAUCCAUGCUACUGCCAAAUUGGCACAAUCCGCCAACACUGGUUCGAAUGGGAAUGCCAAAAUGGAUAUUUCAACCAAUGAAAUUUGAGGUUAUUACAAAAACUGAUCCACAUCAACUAGUCAAGCUGAAGGGUUGCCACUAGCUUGUUUUACUAAGAACACUUGGCCUUGCUUUCAGAUUUGGAGAACACAAACCCAUCUCAAGGUGGCAUUGCUUCUCAUGGCUGUCUUAACACAGGAAAAAUCUAUUUUGUGCUAUAGAUGGCAUUUAUGCGGUAACUGUCAGCCAGCCACUUCUUUACAUAUUGCAAUGUGACUGCUCAACUUUGGGAAAUAUUUUGAACAUGCUGGUUUGAAGUGGGUAAAGCCUAAGACUACAACCAAAUUACUUCUCUGCUGGAAUAAAAACAAAGAGGAAGUGAGGAACCUAAGAUGUUUCAAAGAUAGCAAGUUCUACUCAACAGAUCAAAUACAAGAUUAGGUAGGUACAUCAUAUUCUCCUCUGAUCCCAUUUAAAUCACAUGUAUGUUAUUGUUGUUCACUUGUACAUAAAGUGUCAAAAUUAACCCAAAACCACCCCUUCGACUCGCCCAAACCUAUCCUAUAUUUGAAGGGUUGGGCAAUGGAAUAAAAUUCUGAUGGGUUGAUUUUGGACAACUCGUGAAAUGAAGUAGCCCGAGUUCAACCCAUCAAUGUGUGCAAAACCCAACCUGUCAAUAAGUAUUCUCCACGUUGAAGCAUUUCCAGUUUCGUGUUGCAUAUAAUAUAUUAUGGUUUGUUCAGUUAGUCCUGUCCAAUUUAAUCCAUUCUGAUUACUGAGUUUCUUCCCCUUGUAUUUCUGGUUGUUAAUUCAUCUUCUGUUUCAUGUAUUCUAAUUUGGUUUUCGAUAUUA
Molecule: messenger RNA, 3680 nt
Organism: Solanum lycopersicum (tomato)
Lineage: Eukaryota; Viridiplantae; Streptophyta; Magnoliopsida; Solanales; Solanaceae
Molecular function (GO): protein binding
Source: RefSeq, a predicted model, not a curated record